AUGCACGCUUCGUCAAGUAGCCCGGCGGCUUUCCAAAACUCAGGGGGGUCCGCGGCUGAUGCUAAACGUCGCGUGGUCGAAAAUUUCCGCCCCAUGAGAGUGAUUGUCAUCGGCGCUGGCUUCUCCGGAAUUUAUUGUGGUGUUCGCAUACCAGAGCGACUGCGCAACGUCAGCUUAACGAUAUACGAGAAGAAUUCGGGCGUUGGGGGGACUUGGUACGAGAAUCGUUACCCUGGUUGCGCCUGCGAUAUUCCUGCACAUUCGUAUCAAUACACAUUUGCCCCCAAUCCUGAUUGGAGCCGAUUCUACGCCCCAGCAGCAGAAAUAUGCGCCUAUCUCAAAUCGGUAGUGCAGCGAUAUUCCGUCGAUCGAUUCAUCAAGCCAUUGCACAAAGUGAUUGAUGCGAGGUGGGAUGGGGCAACUUCGCAAUGGCAUGUCACUGUCGAGAACCUGAAGACUGGCGAGAUUGUGAUAGACAAAGCGGAUGUUGUCAUAAGUGCGCGAGGCACGCUGAACGAGAAGUCCUGGCCAGACAUCCCAGGGCUCAGCGAUAUGAAGAUUCCCAUCAUGCACUCCGCAGCAUGGGAUGAUAGUGUCGACUUCCGAAACAAGAAAAUCGGUAUCGUUGGUGGCGGGAGCAGCGCAAUUCAGAUUAUUCCCAACCUACAGCGAGUGCCUGGUGCGCAGUUGAGCUGCUUCAUUAGAAGCAAGACCUGGAUUUCCAGGCCUUUUGGCGACUCGGUGAUGAAAACCCUUGGAAUAGAGAAUACUGAUUUCUCACCAGAACAGAGGAAACGGUUUGCAACGGACGCUGAACAUUACUUAAACUUCCGGACCAUUAUCGAAAGAGAUGGUAACUCGAUUCACGACCUCACGCUGAAGGGCUCCGCCAAGCAAAAGCUUGCGCAGGACGACUUCAGGGCACUCAUGAAAGAGAAGCUGGCCACAAAGCCACAUAUUUUGGAGUCACUACUGCCAAAUUUUGGCGUGGGUUGCCGAAGAUUGACACCCGGCCCUGGGUACCUCGAAGCACUCUCGGAAGACAACGUCGACUUCAUCAACAAGCCUAUUUCCAAGGCUACGGAUACAGCGCUGGUGCUACGAAACGGAGAAAAGAAGGAGUUGGACAUUUUGGUCUGCGCUACAGGCUUUCAAACAUCCGCUCCUCCGCCGUUCCCGGUGACCGGGAGGAAUGGCCAAACCAUGCAGCAAAAGUUCGAGCCCUAUCCGGAAACCUAUCUGUCCCUGGCCACGGACGGUUUCCCCAACUACUUCAUGAUGCUGGGCCCGAAUGCCGCCAUCGGUACGGGCCCGCUGACAACAAUGAUAGAGAGGACCGGCGACUACAUCAUCAAGUGCAUCCGGAAACUUCAAAAGGAAGGCAUUUCAAGCAUGGAACCGAAGGCGGCUCGAGUGGACGACUUCUCGCGAAUCAUUGAUGAAUACUUCAAGGAUACUAUUUAUCUGGACGACUGCAGCAGCUGGUACAAAAGCAAGGGAGGCCGGGGCGAUCGAAUCACCGGGGUCUGGCCCGGCAGCGCGUUGCACGCCAUGGAGACUCUUCGCUCACCACGUUGGGAAGAUUUCGACUACGUGUACGCUGGGGACAAGGAUGGAGUGGAGAGCAACCGGCUAGCUUGGCUUGGGGAUGGCUGGUCCGCGCCGCAGAUUGAUCCUAGAGCAGGAGAAUUGGCACAUUUUCUGCAGCCGGGGUUGAUUGAUAUACCGGCGGAGCCUUUCCCGGAGGACACUGUCGAGUUUAGGCAGCUGGCAUUUUCUCAUUAG
This is a messenger RNA of Scedosporium apiospermum, 1785 nucleotides long. RefSeq lists its product as uncharacterized. Lineage: Eukaryota; Fungi; Ascomycota; Sordariomycetes; Microascales; Microascaceae. The coding region runs from base 1 to 1785 and encodes 594 amino acids. The record is from RefSeq and is a predicted model, not a curated record. The transcript is spliced from 5 exons.